CGACCAUGAGGCGCGUGUGUAUAUUUUGGCUCCUGGUAACUUCUGAACUCAUUUUCCACUUUCCAUUAAAUUUGCUAGAGAGAGAGAGAAGCGUCAAAGCUGUUAAGUUCCUUGAAAUUUCAGGGAUUUGAAUUAUAAUAAAAAGGAGAUAGAAAUUAGUAGCCUGCUAGGGGAAGGCAAUGCCCAAGGGCUCCAGCAGCCCUGGCUGGUGUCGGGGACAAUGACCAGCCCGUUGGCACACCUGUCUCUGGAGAGAGCCCACUCCUUGGCUAUGGUGCUGGCAGAGAGGGUGGAAGGAUCCGAGGGCCCUGUGCAAUGAAAUAAGGCCUGAUAAACCAUUUUGUGAGCAGUAGGCCUGAAUGGGGAACUCCUUCAUUUAAGGCAGGAAAAAAGAAGUGAAAAUAUUCCUGUCAUGGUGCUCACCACAAGGGCUGGAGAUAAGGGACAGCCAGUGAAGCUGAUAGAAGGUAUCAGUUGGAGGUGCUGCUGGCGCUCAAGACAUGAUAUCGACUUUUACAGCCCCAAAAUGUUCACUAAACUGGGACGGCUGAGAUCCCUGCCUUGAAGUUUGUUAAAUAGUGUAGGCUGAAGGUCCCAUCUACAACUGUUGAAACAUGACCUGGGUGUAUGCAAUAAGUUAAAAAAGAGAUUCAAGAAAUUCAGUAUUAUUAUCUUUUUUUUUAAUCAGGGAGUAAAAUUUGCAUCUAGCAUUGUGGCUUAUAUUGCACUCACUGAGCCCUUCGCACAAAAUGUCUGAUUAUCGGAGGCUCUGUUGUGCUCUGGUUUAGCAGGGGUCCCCUAUCACACAGUCAAGUGCUUUUUCCUCCAGGAAGGUGAUAACCUAUUUCUCCUGGUUUCUGAGUCACCCUUUAGCAAGGUACCCGUUGAGCCCGGAUAUAUGAAUUCCAAGGGAAAAGCCGGGGAAAAUUCCAGUGACAUGAAAUGCCUUUGAAACAUAGCAAGUGUUUGUGGUAUCUUUAGAAAGUGGCCUUGGAGACUACUUAGGAAAGUUUAUUAUUUCUUUUAGAUCAAAGAUAAGUUUGUGUCAUGAUGUAUAUUACUCCUUGAAGAAGAAUUAUAAAUUACUUGGGUUGUAAAAAUCUGUCUUUAUGCCUUUUCCUUAUUUCAGACGUUUGAGAAUUAUUAGUGCUAUGACAUGUUUGUCAGGAAAUGUCUGUCAAAUAUGCCAGUCUGUGUGUGCAGAUCCUCAGCUGAAUUAUCUCUGUUCGCUUUCUGGCAGCCGGCAUCCCCAGAGAUAUGACCCAUAGGUGGGAUUUUCAAAGUUGCUGAGAAGAAGUAGGCCCUGAGGUCCCAUUGGGGUCUAGAUAGAGCUGAGCUGCUUCAUCUUUUCAGAUGUUUGCAGGAUUUAAAGAAAAAGAGUUUGGGUUUCUUAUAGUAUUCCAUUUCUAAAAGGUAAUUAAAACUGGACGAUGUAAGACUGAGAAGAAUAAGCAUUGGCUUUACUCUCAGUAAUUAUCUGUGAUCACAGCUUUAAAUAACUCUCUGGUCCUCCUCGCUGGAGGUGGACUGCUGAGACUCACGGCUCACCGCUGGGUACUGCUGCUGCUUUACUCUUGCUUUUGGUUUUGAUUAAUCUCAGUGGGAGGAGGUUCAAAUCCCCUUUAGCUUUAUAAACGGUCGGACUUCAGCCCUCAGACUAAUAAAAAGGCAGUGCUGCUUCGUGUUGGAGGCGUUCUUCAUCCCUGUUGUGAGCUCCUGCGUUGUCAGAGCGCUGGGGCUGAGCGAUGCUGGUCUGCGCAGCACGGCGCCUGCUCGCCUCCAGCCACUGCUGGGAGGGCUCUGGGCCGUGGAAAGCAGAGAUGCAAUCUUGCUCUGGAACCCACAGCGUCUGGCGAGCACGCACAGUUGGGGAGUGACGAAGACAUGGAAACUGCCAAUAGGUCAGGCAAACAUGAGUCACCAGAAAGCAGCCAAUUUUAGUCAAUUCCAGGAAUGUUCUCAACCACUCAAAAUUAGUUUAGAUCUGCUGUUUUGCAGUGUUCUGCUUUGUUUCUGAGCCUGGGGAUGAGUUUGCUAGCAGUUGCAGCAGUGUAUUUUGUUUGGAACGUGGGCAGGCCUUGCUUGCCCAUGGGUUUGUCUGAAUGCGAACCAGUGCCAUUUUUUGCAAUAUGAAGCCUGGCAUUAUCAGUUUAGUGCAAGUAAUACUUUAUGUCCAGAGUGCUAGCUGUUUAAGUGUAGCUUUAUUUAUCCUCCUGUAUGUUUUUGACAGCAUUGUAAGGGUUUAGCUCUUGCAGUGGUCAUUUUUCUCUUUAUAUAAACAGAUCUUCCUGUUCCAAACAAAUUAAUAUCUGCUAAUUUUUCUAUAUUCAUGUGCUUUGAUCCCAUGAAAGUCACUCAUUUAUUUUAAUCAAAACCUUCUGUCUUUAACAUUAGUAUUUUCCUGAUUACUUUCUACUUUUUUUUUUUUUUAUUCCAGCGAGUCUUACUUUUUCCAUUUAAAUAUUCAUUACCAUCAUCCUAGUUCUAAUGCUUUGAAAGAUAUAUCUGCGAAAUCUUAUGUUUUGGGGAGUUAGUCCUUCAGCUCUUCUUUUAAAGGGUCUAAAAGAGACUGUGCCCUUAGAGUAUAUUUGUUGUGUACUUGCAAGUGACUAUUUCCAACAAAUGAUUCUAGUAAAUACUUGACUUACAGGGUUUAUUAGUUUAAAAGCUAUGUGCUUGGUGCUCCCAGGUUGCACACAAUUGCUCACUCAGAAGCAGAGGCAUUUGACUGAUGGUCAAAUAAGAUUUAAUGCUGGUUUUGUAAGAGGAAAAAAAAAAAAUGUGCAAAAAACCCUAGAACCAAAUGUAGAAAGAGUGAUGUGGAAAAGGAAAGAAUGCAGAGUUGGAUACAGAUUAACAUCCUGUAGCCCUGAGCACCCACAUUAUGCUUGUUGGCCUCUUCAGCACAUGGGAUUCCUGCAGAAGGCAAGUUGUCCCACCACUGGUGUGGAUCCUUGCUUGGAAGUGCCUGCUCUUGCACUGGCUCCCCAGGGAAUCACAGGGCUCCGAGCCCAACGUGUCCCAACAACAGCUUGAAGUUCAAUGCAAUGAAUCCUCUCUCCUGGUGUAAGACACACUUCUGAGUCCCAGCAUGUUUGCAGGCCCCAUGCUGAGGCCAUGUACUCUAGCAGGGUUUGAGGAUCUUCUGGUUAUCAUUAGCUUCAUGGGGUGGGUGGAGGAUGUGGGUGGUGGAACCACGACAGCAUGUGCAGAGCACUGGAAGUGCAGCUACAGUCUGUACAACCCUUCUCUCCACCAAUCCAUGUCCCGAAGUACACACUGAUGCUCUGUGUUCAGCACUGAACUCCUUUCAACAUGUGUCUGGAAUCUCUGUGUCAGAGGUAUUGUUCUUUUAACUGUAAUAGUGCUGCUACUUGCUGCAGGAUGCUGUGAAAGCACGCUACACGUGUGCAGUUUAACUCAUUGGGGUCCUGGUUAUGAGAAUGGCCUUUGGGAUGUGCUGUGUGAUGAACUGCACACAAAUGAGAGGAGCCACGGCCAGCCAGCCAGGGAGGAUGGACAAUUUCUUACUACGGUUGUGAUACCAAAUGAAAAUUAAACAGUGCAGCUGGGGUAUUAAGAAGCUCAAAGAAGAAUUACUUGGGAAUAGUCUACAGAGCUAAACUAAUUUGCAGUAUGUAUUUGGCAAAUAGUUAGAAAUAACCACACUUGAGAAAAUGAGGUUGUUCAUACACAAUAUAUGGCCAGCCAAAGAGGUACAAUUUAUCAGAUAUAUUAUUCACUCUUAAUUGUUCAAUGAUCACUUUCCAAGAGGCAGAUACCACAGAGGUUUAUUAAUCAGCACAUCAGUGCUGUGACUGGCACCCAGUACAGCCUGUGGAAGACAAGUGGGAGAUGAUUAAAUACAUAAAUUCUAGGCUCCAGAGACUGUGAGACUGAUGCUGUUGGCUUGCAGUGCUUUUUCGUUGGCUGACUGAUGGUGAAACUCUUAGGAAGCUGAGCAAAGCUGAAACCUAGCCCAUUUCAGCAGCUGGGGACAAGCUCACAAGAUGGAGAUUGCAGCUGAGUCUGCAGGUACCUUCCAGGGGCAAACUCUGAAGCAGAUACCCCAGAUCUGAAGAAUGUCUGCUGAAGUUUUGGACCAGAGGUGUUUAACCUGUGACUUCACAGACUAAAAAGUCUGUGAACAGGAAGCCUCUUGUCAAGUUUAAGGUCACUAAAGAGAGAUAUGCAUCUCUUCAGAGACACUUGAAGGGAUAACUAUUAGAAAAGGUUGAAAAUCACUGUCUGCAGUUUUUAUUACUUGAAUUAUCAUUUUUGUUCUUGUCCUUUCAAGUAUUUCCUUAUUGCUUAGAGAAAAGAAACAAAGCUGUCUUUGAACUUGGGGUGUUACCUGUAAAAGGGAUAGAGAUAGAAUUACUCCUUAGCUGGCUGAAUGAGUAAAUGCUCUGAAGAUUGUUAAAUAAUGCCUCAAUAAUGUGAGGGUAGAAGAUCAAAAUCUAAAUCAGAGAGAUAUCCAAUACAGAUACAGUCUCCCUGAUGGUAAAAAGGAAAAAAGAAAAACAAACAAACAGAAAAAGACACCACACCUGCAUUUUACUUAUCUAGUUGAAUCACGAUAGAUGGGUCUGUCUCCUAGCCUGACCUGGGACUGCAGAAGUGUGUAUGUGGAGUUUAUGGAGUGGUGAGAGAUUUGUAAUUAAGAGUCCUCACCUAUACUUUUUACUUCCAAACUACUUGAAGAUUGAAAUAUCAAAACUAAAAAUGCUAUGGUCAGAUCUACCGAUUGUCAUUCCUGAUACUAAAAAGGAAGGUAUCCCCGGAACCCAGCUCUGCCUUACUUGCACAUGAUGAUUUCAUUCAGAAGUAGAACUAUUUUAAAAUGUUUAUUGCUCUUUUAGGAAAAUGUUUUUAGACCUGAGAAAUAUGUAUUUUCCCUAGCAGUCUUAGGAAGCGAAGAGAUAACCCAUUUGCCCUGGCUGUUACCAAAGUCUGAAAUUAAUCUUUAAACAAAUGGUUGGAAGAUAAGUCAGUGUUUUUCAGAGUUAGCCUGCGCAGAACAUGUCUUAAAAACAGUGUUUUCUCUCUGAUUUUAGUUUUUUUCGAUCAAACAGAUGGUAAAUCGUCAGGUGUGAUCAUGUUGUGGCAGAAUGUCUUGCAGUAGUCAUAGGCUUCAUAUGGAUUGUUUUGUAAGGGAAAGGAAAUGGUUAUGAUAUGCAUGAGUGCUGUAUGUACUCAUGAUGUUAGCAUUCCUUGACUGAAGGGGUUGAUUAUAAACUAGGAUACGGACGUGUUUAUUCCAAAGAACUAUUUAUUUGCUAGAACAUUAAUUAGGACAAACAAUCACUGACUGUCAUAAACAUUCACUGCAAAUAACCCGGGAAAAGGCUGUGUUGGAAGAUGGCCAAGGUGAUAGGAUUAGCCUCUAAAAUAUUAUGCUGGCAAUAACUACACCUUUUAUUUGCAACCUUGAGGGCUUCUGCACCUACUCAGGCAGUUUAACUCAGCUUUACGUGGGUGCAGCUACCCAGGAGGCUUUCAGUCCCUCAGCUGGCAAGGAAUCAGGUGCUGGUAACGUGAUUCAAAAUAGCUCCUCUUGGAGCAGACCAAGAAUCUUCAGCUUUGGAAAGACAAUGGUCAGCGCUUCGUCUCUCUGAUCUGUGCCAGUGACAGACCCUUGGCUCCAGCCUGAAGCAGAUGGGUCAGAGCUCCCCAGCUCUGCUCCUUCCCAGAGCUGUCUUUACACUGUCCAGGGAAACUGAAAAGUUAUUAAAUUAUCCCAGGAGCCAAGCAAUUCCCAGAACCACAAUUGCUUCCACACUCAUGCCUUUGUACAAAGUUUGACACAGUCCAGUGUUGGUUUUGGUUUUUGUUUUUUAUUUUUCAUGUUCAAUCCCUGAAUCAAAUGGAAAAGAUUAUGAAAAGUUUGAAGGAUUUCGAUAAUUGGAAAACAGUCUCCCUGAUGCUGAGCGAUUUGAAUUUCCUGGAGCAUUUUUGUAUAUUUUAUAUGAACGGGGUUUGGAAAACAGUCAAGUAGUACAUGAGUAUCAGAAUCCAAGACAUACUGAAACCAUUUUAAAAAAUCUGUAUUCUAUAAGCAUAGGGUUUAAAAGAAUGUGUAAAAUGGGAGUGGUUGUGAGAGACAUUUUAAGAAGUCUUUUUUUAAAAAAAAAAAAAAAAAACAACUGCAUGACUUGGCAGAGAGAAAAUAGUAAAAUAGUACAUCAGGAAACAUUGCAAAAUAAUAGGAUAACCCCAACAAAAAAGACAGUGCACUUGCAAAAUAACUUUAAAAGCUCUCAGUAGCGCAUUACCAAUAUUAAAUAAAUCUUGCAGUACUCCAGAGAGAGCUAUUAGAUGCACUAGAAAGAUUGCUGAAGUGGCUGUACUUGAGGAAGAAGCGCUCAGAAGUGUGGCCCCAUGAGCACAGGGUGGCUCACGCGGAGGGUGGCCGGUGCCUUUCACCAUGCCAGGGGCUGCGUGGAGACCUGGCAUCACCACCUCCCUGCAUGGCUCUGCUGCCAUGUUGUGGCUACAAGAACCAUAAUGUGGAGCAGUCAGGUAAUUAGUUGAUCUGCUUUUUCAGAGAGAUGGCUCCAAGACCACAGUGGGUGCAAGGCUGCAUCUGUAUCUCUUCAGCCCAGCCCAACACAAAUGGGGCACAGCUCAGGAGCUGAGCAGAUUUUAUAAGCAAAACCCAGCCUGCCAUUUCUUUGGAUCUCAUUAAUUCAUGUCAGGGUAUGGAGCCUGUGGCCUGUGGGCAAGCUAUGGGGACAGGGAACAUGCCCCAGCUGUCCCUCUCCUCAGGGAGUUUGGGAACAGGCGGUCAGUCACAGUCCUCUGACUUCCCUCCUUGCUAAAUGGUUUUGUGCAUGGAUGAGCAGGGAGGGGAGGACUGAUGCUGACUUCAGACAGGUGUGUAUGUUGCCACAGUGGGCUCAUCUUUCCCUCUUCCAGAAGUGCCGAUAUCCCAUGCAGGCUCACUGAGCUGCAAGUGCCCCAGUACAAGCCCUGCGUGUGCUGCGGGUGUGUGGUGGGUCCCUCCGAGUGACUGGGCGAGAGCUGAGGCAUUGAGCACUCUGUGGCACUGAAACACGUCUGCCUGCCCAAACACUGCCAAACAGUGUUUUAGGGGCUGUGGAGGGUGAUUCAGAGAAGGUAGGAGGACUAGUGUUGUGAGAGAGGUUUAGCUAAAGGAUUCUAGAGCUGAUCUGUGUCUUACAUUCUCUGCUCUUGAAACUGCCUUUUGUAACCUCUGGACAUGCCGCAGGAGCUCUCUUGGGUCAGUUGUGCUCAGCACCCUGAAAUACACUUUUUCCUUACCUUUACUGACUGACCACAUUUUUGCAUUUGGACAAAUAAAACUUGCUUUUGUUCAGCAUCUCAUUAUCUACGCCAGAAUUUCUUAUGCAUAGUUAUUACCCUCAUUUAGUAACAUAUGUAUAGAGAUGUUAAAUGCUUUUGCAGCAUAAAUAUGCCUUCCCCGCUAUGAAUUAAUACACCAAUUCAAGUGGUAUUUAAAUGAAAAGCUGUUUUGAACAGUCAUGUGCAUUUGAAAAUGACUAUGAUAAAAAUAAUUUUGCACAAAUUGCUCAGAGGAUCACGCCUGUGAUUAAGGGGAGGCUUUCCCUGGCACAGUGGGUCCUAGUGACCGAGCCAGUGGCCUGGGACAGGCUGUCACACUGAGGUACAGGUGGGCCUAGUGGGCUGCUGCUGGUGCAGGUUGGUCCAUGAAUGCUGGCUUUGCACAGCUGAACAGGUCUGUCCCAAGAGCUGCUACAUCUCCAGAAAUAUCUGGUACUGAUGAGAGGCCUGUGUUUGAUGUCCAGAAGUAUUGCUCAGUCAUUUAGUUCCAGUGAUGCAGCAGAAAUGGGGUAAAUACUGUUGAUUCAUUAAAAUAUCCAAUAAUCACUUACCCCAGCUUUAGGAGCGUUUGCAAAGAAAUUACAGAUAGUGCUAAAUUUCAGAUAACAGCUCUUCUUCCCGAGCAGAAAAUAAAUCGGAAAACAUAAUUUUUCUUGCAGAUAUAAACCCACACUCUUAGCCGUAAGGUUUAGUUUUAGGUGUUCCUUUGAGGAGCAGGGAGCUGGACUCCAUGACCCUCAUGGGUCCCAUCCAACUAUAGAUAUUCUAUGAUUCUAUGCCUUUAAGGCCUGGGAAGGGUGAGUGGGUUACAGAAUAAAAGGUUGCCAAGAUACUCUAACUGCUUGCUCCAGCCAGGGUCUGGCUGCCCACCAGGAGGGUGGAAGGAAGGGCAGGACUCAGUCAAUCUCCACGGUAGCUCAGAACCAUGUCAGCUUCUUCAAAUGCAAUGACUCAGCAGCUACAGGAUGAAUUUGACAGCAGUGUGGAGAAUGCAGAAGCCUGGAUGAAGGCCAUCCAAGAGAGACUGAGGAUCAAUGACAACACCAAGGGACCUCGAUCUGCCCUAGAAGCCAGACUGAGAGAGACUGAGAAAAUACGUGCACUGGAACCAGAAGGCAGCUCCAAAAUGGAUUUGAUUCUUGUGAAGGCAGAUGCUGCUCUUCGCAUCAUCAGUGAGGAUAAGAAGCAUGAGGUACUAUCUAAGCUGAAAGACAUUAAAGCCUUGUGGGAAGAGACAGCCAUAUACAUUACGCACUGCCACAGCCGUAUUGAAUGGGUCUGGCUGCACUGGAGUGAGUACCUGAAAGCCCAAGAUGAGUUUUACGCGUGGAUUCACAACAUGAGGGUGACCUUGGAGCCUGACAUUGAGUUGCAGCUUGGCUUGAAGGAGAAGCAGUGGCAGCUGAACCAUGCUCAGGUUCUGCUGAAUGAUGUCUUAAAUCAGUCAGUCCUGCUGGAAAGGCUGCUAGAGGAAGCUGCAUCCUUGUUCAGCAGGAUAGGUGACCCCAGCGUUGAUGAUAAUGUUCAGAAGAGAAUGAGGGUGGAAUAUCAAGAAAUCGAGCAAGAAGCUCAGAGAAGAGUGAAACUGCUUGCAAAGAUAACCAAGGAGCAUGAGGAGUACAGCAUUCAUGUCAAACAGUUGCGAACGUGGCUGAAUGGUGCGACAGAAAAAUUAAACAGCUGCAUUGGAGAAGCAACCAAGUCUUCAGCAGAGCACAAGUUAAAGGCACUGAAGGAAAUUACCAAAGACUUUAAGAUGUAUGGAAAGAAACUGAAGCACCUUGAAAGUCAGUGUGCAAACGUGAUUCAGAAUACCUCCCCACUCGGAGCUGAGAUAAUGAAGGAUGAACUCGAAGAGCUAAGAAAGACCUUGGAGAAGUUGAGGCUGCUGAGUAGUGAGGAGGAGGAGAGAUUGCUCAAGAUCCAACAGACAGAAAGUGCCUAUGAGUCCCAAGCCAGACAAUUAGAAGCAGAAGUCCAGGAGCUGAAAAAAGAUCUACACAGACUAGAAAGUGGCCUGGACCCUGGGGAAGGGGAAAAGAAUGAAGACGAGUUUGUAACUCUGUGGAAAAAAUGCAAUGCAACGAGAGCAGCUCUGGCUGCCGAAGACUCCAAGGUUGAGAGGCUGAAGGCUCAGCUUAAGGAACUACUACGGUUCUCCAAAGAUGUGCAGCCACACAUUGAUAGUGUUGUCUCUGCAGUACAGCAGUAUCGAAGUGUUAUAGGCAAGACAUCUAAAAUGAGCACUGAUACAGAAACCCAGCUGAGAAGACUCUUCCAAAAUCCCCUGCAAGAUUUUGAACAGUGGAAGCCAUCAGUCCAGAUGCUUCUGGAGACUCCAGAGCCAGCGCUGGCUCAUAUUGAGGCUGCUCUAGCUGAAAGCUCCCAGUUCAAAGAGAAGUUUGUGACAUUACAGCUGAAGAAAGAUUUGCUAAACAAUAUCCUUGGUGAAAAAAAAGCAGUGUCUUUCCUGCAAGAAGUAGCUGAAGCUUCAAAGGAGAGAGAAAUUCUACACAAAAGUCUGCUGCAAAGCAAGAGCAAACUCCAGAAUUUGAUAUCACAACUUAAGGACUUUGAUGCUGGUUUCCCACCUUUGCAGAAGAAAUUAUCUGCCAUCAAAGCCAAAUUAGAUCUAGAGAAGGAAGCACGGCCUGACCUCUUGGGUAAAAAGACACAACUCCAGAGACUCCAGAUAAUACAAGAUGACUUGGCAGAGCUUGCAAUUCAAAUGGAGGAGGUAGACAAGCUUGUUGAGUCAAAUACUGCACACAGGCAUGAAAUGAACCAACUUUCAUCUGACUCUCAGGCCAUGAAGAGAUCACUGGAGAUGAUGGUGCAGCAGAUUGAAGAGCACCUUCAGAAGCAUUUGGCGUAUAAUGACAGACUUUCUGACCUCCAGCAGUGGAUCACAGUAGCCAUGGAGAAGAUUGAGUCCUAUCAGGAAGCCGAUGAAGGGGAGAACACUGAGGACAGGAUUGCAGACCUCGAGAGAUGCCUAGCUGAGUUUCCAGAUAAGGAGAUCCAACUGUACAUUGUGGAAGCUCAUGGCCAGCUGGUCAUGGAGAAUUCUUCUCCAGAGGAGGCUGCCCAUGUCCAGGCAGAGCUGGAUCAGCUGAAUGAGUCGUGGAGGUCACUGAAGGAGAUGGCAAAUGGUCUUCUCAAAAAGUGGCAGUUAAAUAGACCAGUGGCUGAUAAGAAGAAAAUAGCCUUUAUGGACAGGAGCUGGAUGUCUGGACCUGCAUUCCGUCUUUUAGAUGAUGAUCCCAACCAUAAACAGGAGACAAUAGAAGGGCAAAAUACAAGCAGCCACUUGAAGCUCCUACGUGACUUUGAAGAGUGGUUACAAGGAGAAAACACCAAACUGACCAAAAUUCUUGCUGGGCCUUCAUCUUCCACAGAGGAAAUUCAAGCACGCCAGACUAAACUGGAGGAGCUGCAAUCUCACAUACCUGAUCGUGAGCGUCUCUUUGAGGGCCUUCGUUAUUUUUAUCCUGACGCUGGAGAUAUGGCGGACCUCUGUCACCAAUGGACGCUCUACAAAUCUAAACUGAAAGCGUCCGUGAGUUCACCGAGUCCUGGAUCUUUGGAAGAACCAGACAGAUUCAGAAAGGGGCGCUCUGGAGGUGUGUGCUCAUUUCUGCGUCGAGUGUGCCGGGCAGCGCUGCCAUUUCAGCUGCUCCUCUUGCUCCUCCUGCUCCUGGCCGUCCUGCUGCCCCUCGCCGAGGAGACUCACAGCUGCACGCUGGCCAACAACUUUGCUCGAUCCUUCAAGCUGAUGCUGAGAUACAAGGGCCCACCCCCAACCUAACUUCGUGGCGGGGCAUGAGGUGACUCUCAGAAAUACAGACUCUUUAACAACUGCAAGUGUGGAUUGUAGGGCUUCUAACAAGGUCGUCAUAUGAACCGGAUAGGUCGCAUAAAUGCAGCAUAAGAUUAUUUCAUUUAAAUCAGGUAUUUGAGCAAAAUUAAUAUUUUUACAAUAUUUUGUUAUUAUAUUUAUAACAUGUAUAUAGAGAUUGUGUAUGUGUAUGUAUGUACAUAUAUAUAUAUAAAAACGCAUAUCUGUGGUCAAACUAACAUCCACCAUCCACUCAUCCACUGUUGAGAGAAAAGUCUUGCAAUUUUACUGUUUCUACCAUCUUUCAGCAAGACAUACUGAAUGAUGGUUUGGUUUUGAGUUUCUGGGUGGUUCUAAAAAUCACCUCUUGUUUUCAUUUGAAGUCAGAGCAAGUAUGAGAAGAUGCGGGCAAGCACCGGAGUGCAAACUGGACAGCAGGUAGAGUAGAAUCAGGUUUUAAUAUAAUGGUUGACAUUCAGCCCAUGGAAAAUUAGGACUAUUGUAUUUGAAAUCUUGAGCUGUUUUUUAAGUAUCUAAAUGCAGAGAUUGCAGAAGGUAAUGGAAAUGUUUCCACUGACUUCAGGAGGAGUGGGGGUGGGCCUCCUCUUAUUCUUAUUUUUUACCAGAUUUCUUUUCCAAUUACUGUGUUCUCCAGCCCACCUGAAUCAGGAGAGGUAAAAUACAGUAGGAAAAAAGCUGAGAAAAGAGGAUAUAUUUUUUAACAUUUCUUUAGCAGGAGAACUUUUACAAUCAGGUCACAGUUUUCUGAACAAAUUUGUCAGCAGGGAACACCAUCUUCUAUCAGUGAUCUUGUCCAUGAAAAGCAGUGGGGUUUUGGUUUGUUUGUUUUGGUGGGGUUUUGUAUUUGUUUGGGUUUUUUUUUUUUUACUUUUUCAAGAAGCAUUUGUUAAUGGAUCAUAGCCUGAACAGUGGGAUGCAGCCUGGCUCCGUGUCAGCAAGUCCUUUAAUAAUACCACCCUGGACAUAAGAGUUCUUCCUAGGAUAUGUGUAUAUUAAUGGUUUGUUAAACUGGUAUAAACUGAGUGUGUCGAAGACAGUCAAGCAUAGAUUUCUGUAUAGUCUAAAUUCUAAUAUGAUGAUGAUGACUUGUCAUUUAUUUACCUAACCUUAUGCCUGAUUUAUCGAAUUUUUGAAUGUACAUUUUAACAUUGCCUUUUAAUGUAGAAGCAGUUCACGCUGUCAUGAAAUCAUUCUUGGUGGUGUUUUACCUAUUUAACUUCUGAGAGAAAAGGUAAUUUCUAAAAUUUUGUGCCAUUUCUGAGAGCUAUCCCUUAUUUUCUCAUGUCUUUAGCCACAGUAGUAAUCAUGGAAAAACAAAACAAAACAAUACAAGACAAACAAACAGAGGAAACAGUUUUCCCAUCUUGGCUGUGUUGCAGGAGGAACUUGUCUUCUGGGUACCAGUAUGGUGGAUUCAGAGGAAGUCGUAUUUCUUUAACAAAACCAUGAAAGUUUUGCUAAAGAAGCAAACUUGGGUAGAACAGGGAGGCGUAGCAGCAAGGAGCUCAUUAGAGGCACAGAAUGAGGGAGAACAGGCAGAUGUGAGAGCAAACUAGCUAAAGAUAGAGAGGUGUCCAACAAUUUAUAAAGCCUAAAAAAAGAAGUCAUGAUGAACAGAGCAGAUAAGAAUACAGGCUCAAAGGAGGAAAAAUCUCUGAAUCUUUUUCAUUCCCUCUCCCUGCUACAGAAUUGGUGCUAUUACAUAUUAAAGAGUCUUCUUCAGUAAGGUUUAAAACGGGGCAAGUAACAAGGACCCUACCAAUGUUCUGAGAAGAGUCGUCCACCACCAUGACUGUUACUGGGUUCCUACUGAUGCUUCUGACUGCAUUUGGUUUCCUGGAGUUGAAUUAAAUUGCCAAAUUUCUGCUAAAAGUUAAAAGGUGGAAAUUAGAGAAAAGGGAGCAGGGAUGAUGAAGGUGUUCAGGUAGAGAACAAGGGGAGUGUGAGGGGGAACUGGACUGAUGUGGAUCAAAACCUGACCAACAGGAGGUCACAGCAGAGCCCUAGAGAGUAGGCUGGGGGGGGCAGAGGCUGAAAGCAGAAAGGUGAGGAGGGAGGAUAAAUGCUGGGCAGUAAGUGAGACAUUCACAUCCAAAUGGGAAGCGAAGGAAGGUAAGGCCUGUGAUUUCAUUCAUGAUGGAGCCAGAUGGAGAGGAGCUAUCAUUCAUCAGAGAACGGGGCACAUUCAUUCUUUCUUUGCAACGGUUCUUUGGUGUGGCAGAGCGUGUACCUCCUCCUCAUCUCCCCAAUGAGCUGCGCAAAAGCCACGCAUGUUCCCGCAGUGCUCCUCAAAAAAUCCCUGCCAGCCCUGAGGGAGGAACCUCGUGGAAUCGUCACACAUGUCUCCAUGUCAAAUUAAAUGCUGCAGUAAAAAAGAAGUGUGAGGGAAGAGAGGCGGAACAAGUUGUGCUGUAUGUGGUGUAUGUGUACUUGUGCAUACACUUUUCUGUGGCAGAGCUACACGGCACAUCUGAAUUUUGCUGAGCAUUUCCAGGUGAUGAAAGUAAAAUAGCAGUGAGAAAGUAAAAAUAAUGAGGAAUAAUAUAGCUGCAAGAGAAAAUCAGUAGGGAGAUAGACAAGUCUUUCUUACGAAAGCACAAAAUCUAACAUCAGGUUUCUUUCUGCCAAGCCUUUCUUACCUGGAUGAUUUUUAUGGGUUCACAAAUGCAUUUGACACUACAGGAGUAUGCAACUGGGCGAAAAAAUUUCUGCACAGAGGACCAUAACAGAACAACUGCAUCGUCACCUCGGUUUUUCAGUGUUGUGGCAGCUUUCAAAAUACCCACUAAAUUAGAAACACACUUUACUGCUGGGUUUGCAUUCAAUUUAUUCUGUAAGUCCCGUCUGUAACCUUUGAAUUUUUUACUUUAAAUCUCAGCAAAUCCAUUCUCAUUAAUUUAAGUAAUCUAAAUUUCUCACAGAAGUGAUGAAUGUCUCUACUUCUUGGCAAUGGAAAUUAUCCAAAGCACAGGACUGCAGUGUUCAUCCCACUCAAAACAAUUUCACUCUUCCAUAAUGUAAUAACUUCACCUGUCCAAUGUGGGUGUGAGAUUUUUCUAAGAAAGAAAGAAUUAAAAAGUCACAAAAGUAAGAUUGAAAUAUAAAUCCAAAUUUACUCUUUUUUAUUCUCUUGUUUUGCUUCUGAAAAGUUUGUUAUACUGAUUCCUGGAAGUGUGUGUAAAUAUUAAUCAAGUCAGUAACUGUAAUAAUGAAAACAAACUGCCCAACUUCCAGGAAACUGACCAAAGCUCAGAUUCCUGCAAACACAAACUAAAUCAUGCCAUUUCCAAAUCAGUCCUUAAAAUCUUGAGCACUGUUCUUCAUGCCUGAAUCUCUGCUCACAUAUGAUUUGGGCAUUUCACCCUCACUUUUGUGCCUAUAAAAUCUCCAGCUCAUACAUCUCAGACAUCCAUAUGAAACUGAGAUGUGUUAUGGCUCAGCUUCAGGCUGGGGCUGCUGCCUGAAGACAUCCCUUGUCAAAAACCUGUGGUGCACAGAACAGAUAAGUGUCCACAACUGAAGGCUUGCACUACUUUAAUCCAGAUCCAGCCACUCUCGGGAGAUGCUAAAACCCUCUAAAAUAGACUGAAUGCCUUUGAGCUUGUAAAUUGUUUGUGCCUCUGGCUCAGGCCACGCAGCCUGUGCUGCCUGCAGUCCCCGGCCUGUUCCCGGAGCAGAGCUCCGCUGCUUCUCUCCACGCUCUUUUGCCCAAUAUCUGACUGACCACACUAAUGACCCUUCAGUGUUGAAGGCAAAAUCCUGCACACCAGUGCCCAUGCAUUAAAGUAAGAAUUUUGCACAGCCCCAAAGGCGUACUUCCAACCCAGCCUUUGGAGUGAAAGCAGGCCUAAUUUAUAAAUUGUAAUUGAUUCUGUAGCCAGAUGCUUUCAACAGAAUUUUCCAUGACUGCAAUACAGCGAGAUAAAAAUCACUGUUGUGCCACGUGUCUAUUAAUAGCCCUUUCUCUGAUUCCAGCUAGCAAUUUAGAUUGUAUUAAAUAUUAUUUAUAUGUGCUUUCUCCAGAAAUCUCUGUGUGAAAAACAUGUUCAGUUCUAUGCACAUACAUUAAAAAUGUCGUACUCCCAUGUUAGCCCAGAAUCCCCAGAGCAAUCAUGAUUUGUACUGAGCACUAGCUUAUUUGCCCACUAAACUCAAACAUUUUGGACUGAAAAGAAAGCUACUAGCACAACUAAUAAAAACACCUGAUGAUCGAUGAAUACUUUGGAGAGCUCUUAUAAUGGCGUUCCACUUCUCCUCAAUCUUUUUUGUGUGGAUAGUAAAAGUCCUUGGAGAGAAAAAAUGUCUCCAAAAAAUGGCCAUCACUAGAUAAGCAGAUGAUAAUCUCUGCACAUCAGAAGAAACAGUGUGCUCUCUUUAGCUGCUAUGGGACCUCAGGAGUUUGCUCCAUCUGAUCUCUUCUUCAGUAUUAAAUAGGAAAUGUUUUACUUUGAUGUGUGUGCGUACACAUCUCAUUAGCACUAAAGAGAUUUGAAGAGUGAGCUCAUACACAGGAAUUCUUUUAAAUUUUGUUGACAAGAGUACAUUGUCUUCUUUCCUCAAGAAAAAACAGAACGCCUGUACGGCAGAGAUUGCCAGAGCAAACAAAACCUUUUGGAAUAACUGAAGAUUGCAGACUGAAAUUAAACUAGAUAAAUAAUUUUGCCUUUCAGGAAAUGCUGGUAUGAAUACUCCAACAAACAUAUCUAUGCCAGGCAUCAUAGUUGUCUUUCAGGUCAUAGGUUAUGUACCCAGUUGGCUUUGAGAACUUCCUUUGGAGACUUGGACUGUCUGUUGGGCAGUAAUGAGUUGCUGGUCUGCAGCUGAAAACAUGUUUGCCCACAGAACUGUAUCAGCUUCUUCCAGAGUCGCUGGGGGCUCUCGAGGAUGUUCUUAGUAGUUCUCAGAUCAUUGACCUGCUCCGAGCCAUUGCAAGUUUAUUGCAUUAAUCUAUCCAUCAGUGGUUGGCAACUCUCAGAAACUAGUUUAUUAAAAUGCUAAAGAAAACGUUGGUAAAGACAUCAUGAUUCAUUCACAAACCAGUCUUAUUAUUUUUGCCAUAUUUAAACAUAAUAUCUAUUGGUUAUACUGGGUUAUAAACAGAUUAGUCGUAGGUGUUGUGUAACUGCGCAGCAUGUUUUAGGCACAAGGCUUUUUGACUUGCACAUGGAUGUUUAAGAAUUGUUGGCUUAUUUCACACUUUCUCAAUGAUAAAACAAAGAUUCUUGAAUGUAGUAUUUUUAGGGAAAAAAAUGGCUGGAAUAAUCUGUCAGACGGUUGAUAUUUUUAAUUAUUUCUUGUCUAUCCAAUUUAAAAUGUGAAUAUCUGUCUACCAGAGAAUUAACAGUAGAUCUGAAAGACAAGGACUAUAUAUCUGAAAUAUACUAAUUCAAGCAGUAACCUAGAUGGCACCUGUUACCUAAAUGACUUCAGCAAUGCCAGAUUCAGCUCGUUGUACCUGUGAGCUAACAAUUCUCCUCGUAGUAAACUGUGGGUGAGAUGAAACUGCACAGGUUGAAAUACAACAUCCCCAUGGAAGCAGCAGGAGACAUUAGGUCCUCAAAAGGCAGCCUGGUAUCUCGAGGCAAGGGAUGAACAUGUAGGUUUGGCAUAAGGGGAGAAACUGAGGAUUAAUUACACAGGAACAAGGGUUUGCUGUCCUGCUCUGCCAGACUAAAUUUUGACAGUGGCCGUCAGCAGCACGCAGUUUCACAGCCCUGAUGGCAGAAGGAGGCUUCCUUCCUGUUGAUUCACUCUAGCUGAGAUUUCAGUCUUGGGGGUUCUUUUUUCUUUUCAUUAACUACAGAACAAACUGCUAAGUCAAGCCCCUCUGUGACAGAUUAAUGGUAGGUGGUAGGCGCUGAUGCUCCAGGAAAAGAUACAGGGAAUGCUAUUGUAGAUAGAAAGAUAGGCAUGAAAGUCUCUCUUCAGUCCUUUGGAAUUAGAUGUUCAUUCUAGAAUUGAAUUAGGAGGUUUUCUGUUCCUUUGCAAGUAAAUGCCAGGUGUUGCCUUUAGUCUUCUGGAUUUUGGGGGAGAGCCUAUUCAGUGCCUUAUUGAAUGCCAGGGGUUUUCUGUCUUGAGAGCCAUUCACGGCAGUAAGUUCCACAUCAUUCCCAUAAGUUGUGUAAAAAAUGUAUUCUCCUGAAUUGGUUUUUAAUUUGGUUUGAGGGGUGAGAGUUGUUUGAUUUUCCUCUUUGGUCCCUGUGUGUUGAAUCCAAGAAAGCAGAAAGACUUGCACUACCCUUUACAGAACAUUCUUUGUUUUUCCUUCUUUUAUCAGAGCAGGGGAGACUCAGCUUUGUCUCCUUCCUAAAGUAGAGGAUCCCAAUCAUUACUUCUUUUCAUGUUAUAGCUCUUCCGUGACUUCCCCAUAACAGCUUCCAGUUCUUAUUCCAUAGGUAGCACAAAAAAUCGAGUCCUGCUACAAUAAAUUGAAAUUCAAUACAUUUUUCCUCCUUGCAGUUCCUCCUGCAGAUGCUCUUGUCUGUUUAUUCUGCCUCCAGUGUCAAAACCGUCUUUGUCACUAUCUGAGGGGACUCUGGUCCUUGCCAGCCAUCUUCAGGUCUUCUGGCCACGUCCUGCCCUCAUCUGCCUUCCAUGUUAGCUCGGGGACUGUCCUUAAACUCACAUCUGCAGACGGGAGUGCAAGGGUGUUGCUUAACAAUUAUUAAUAAUGAAAGGCUUGCCAUUAGCUUUGCUCAUAGCCUGCCCAGGCUCUUUUCUUCUCUCUAAGCAGGUUUUGAUGGGUAAUCCAACUGCCACAUACAGAAAAUUGCCCCUGAAUUGGUGAGUUGGUGUUUCGGUUUCUGCUCUGUUAUCCUGGCAUUGUCCUUGCCUGUGCUCCCAUGGGAGCUCCAGAGGGUUUGAAUGUUGCUGUUAUACACCCUAAUAAGCCAAGACCCUUCAUUUUGAGCUGAGAGGGGGGGAAAGGUCACUUUUAACAAACUGAUUUCACAACUCAUUUAUCAAGCCCUCUAGCAAACCAUUUAUUUUAGCUCCUUUUUGCUCCAUCAAAAGCUGUAUGUCAGAAUGGAGAGGUGAAUUUGGGGAGGCUGGAAACUGGAGGCAGGCUGGGGUGCCACCCACUUUCACUAGCGCUUUGCUGAGGGGCCUCCAGCUAGAGUUCAGGGGUAGGAGCUGUUAUUUUUCCUGAAAUGACCCUCACCUUCAAAAUCAAAUUAUUUCUUUUGUCAAGUCCAAUAAGCAUUGAACACCACAGACUUGGUUUCACUACAGAUGUGAAUGAAUGCCUCUGUACAGUACUUUCCAUUGCCAUGAAAUAUAUAUAUGUACAUAUAUAUAUGUAAUGGGGAGUGUAAUUAUUGUUCUACUUAAAGAAAGGUGACAUUCCACUUCAAUGUAACUUUCAAGUGCAGCUUUUAAAAGAAAUUAUGUCUUAAAGGGAAGCUGGAAGAGUUUAGAGGUAUGUGUUUUAAUAAGCUUCAAUGAGCUUUAAAAAGCUUUGAGCUAGGGCUUCAGUCUCUAAGGCAAAAAGCACCCAAGAUGAUUUUCUCAUCACCAUCAGACCCUGUAAGAGUUUAACCUGGGAGUCACAGCUUGAGUCCUGGCUGUUCCUGGAGGUUUUGGAUACUGCAUGUACUGAUUUUGUGUCUGUCCUCAAAUGCCAGCCUCCCUUUUGUACACAUACAUGACUGGAAGACAGAAGACACACCUUUGUCUUGCUCCAAGACCCUGAUGGUCAUUUUUGUCUCAGCAGAUGUAUUCAUUUUGAUCAGUGUCACUCUUUCCAUUUUGUUUUUUCUUUUAAUUUCUGCUAAUUGAGUUCAUCAGGUGAUUCCAGGAGGGCACGCUCCACCUGCCCAGUGUCAGAGCUGCUCCUCCAGCAGCUUACCUUCUCAUUUGUUUACGUGGAUGUACUGGACCACUGUGAAGCAACAGGACAAGCAAUAACGCAGUGCAUUUUUCUGUCAUUGCCUUUUGUAAUACUCCAUUGACAUUGAAAACUAGUAGGAGAUCCAAAAGCUGCAUUGUUGUUUACUAGCAAUAUAGCCAAUGUACAGUGCUUCUGCAGGGGACCUGUCCUCACUUCUCAAAGCAGCUGGCUGUCUUGGGCCCAAUUUAAUUAACAAGGCUGGACUAUAAACAAUCUUGGAUCCCUUCACCAGCACUCCAUCAAUCAUGCUUCCAUCAGUUCUUGUGCUUUUGUUUAGUUUCAAGCUAGAAGAAAGUUUGAAGAAAUGUGCUAAGACUCCAAUAUAGGGUGAGUAAAUAUCCCAUAUAUGUCCCAAAGAUUACAACAAAAUGAAGGGAUUUACUCUCACAUUGAGCAGAAUUAAUAAUAAGUUCUAAUUGAGUUAUUAAAAAGUUACUAAGAACAGCCUGGAGUGAAGCUUCUGCAAUCAAACCAUUCUCUGCAUUUAAUUUAAAAAUCAGCAAAUGUUGAGGUUCGUUUUGCCACUUUCUGUUACAAGUGACCUGGAACUGAAAUGUGAAUUCUCUCAAAUGGGAGAUUUAUUGAUGCAGAUCUAAACUUCACCAGUAUGUCCCAUGUAAGAUCAUCCACCUCUCGGCAGAGAGGAAACCUAAGGCUGUUCACAAGAGAAACUCAUAUUGUGAGUGGUUUUAAAAUUCUUCAGAUCUCAUAUUCACUUCCAAAUGUCAGUAAUGGGGAGGGGCAGAAACCCUCCCGUGAGCCCCGUGCAUUUUGCAUGUUGAAAUCCUGGCUUGAAUUCAGGUCUCCACCUCAGCUUCUUGUAAAUGUUAAUAUUCAAGUAGAACAAAAAUGUUAGAGGCAAUUACAGCAUGAACAUCUCUUCUUGUUUAUGUAUAGUAGCUGAUAGCAGAGUCUGUAAUAAUAAUCUGUGUUUAUACAUGUGCUGGUCAAUGUAACAGCUGGGUACAAAAUACCUUUUAGCUGUCACAAGAAACUAACUGGAUUGAUGUCACUUUUUGCUUGUUUGAAUAGAAUUAUUUGCCUUGCAGGGACCAGUUCCACUUUUGUCAUGUUAUUUAUGAUUUUUAAAUGCAUUUGUGAUAAAUUAGGCUCGUUUCUAAGGUAAACAAUACUGGAGCCAAGCAGCUGUCUCUGUACAUGUGCAUGUUAUCACAGCUGAUAUCAAGUCCAAGUCAGACUCCUUGUCUUGCUUGGACCUUUCCUUAACCUUUUUGGCUUAGUCAGGGAAAUGUGGACCAGUCUAUUUUCUUAUUUAAAAUGUGGCUUUUUGAAAAGCUGAACUUAUUUUUUAAAGCCUUUCUUUUUACAAUUAUGGAUUCACAAAGACUGUAACAAUCAUAUUUUUCUAAACUGCCAAUUGCUUAUGUUGGGAAAUAUAUAUAUAGAUCUAUAUUUUAUUCUACAGAUUUCCGUGUAGUUUUGAAACUCUUUGUUUUCAUAUAUAUCCUUCUAUUUGCUAGAAUUAUAUUAAAAAGCUGUAAGCUUCUGUAUACUGACUCUAUGAAAUUCUAUAAAAAUGCAGCUGCAUAAAAAGACUGACUUAGUUUUUUAUUUAAAUUGUUAGAGCUAAGUCAUCCUUAGUGUUAUGCCAUGCAAGAUGUACGAAAAGAAAUCAGGUCAUUGUUUCAAAAGGCUGGACAGCGUUAUGUGACACUUCCUAAAAAGUCUUGACUGAAAGUCAGGAGAAUUUACCCUAGAAAUGGUGCCACUUCAGGGCCUCUUUCUAUAGUUUAUUCGCACUGUUUAGGACCUUAUUUCACAAGUACUCCCAUGAAAUUUCAUGGGAAAUAUUCAAAAUAAGAGCCUAUGAUGUGUGAAUAGCAGUGAUAGAAUAAGGCCCUUUUCUAAUGGAGAACGGGGCCUUUUAACUAGUCAAGAGGCCAAAUUGUGAGCAUUUCAGGAAAACAUUUUGUGUUCCCUUCUGCACUGUGGACUUCUCCUGUGUAUUAUGGAUUUAUUCCAUAGCUGAAAUGCCAGAUUAAAUCAAUUGAAGCCCUGUGUGUGGAUCAACAUAAUGCAAAGUUGUGGUGAAAUAUUGCAGAAAAUGGCCUGAUUUAAUUCUUCAGAACAAUAGUUAAGGUCACUCACAGCCUUGGCUUCUGUGCCCCUGUGAAGCAGAGGCCCUUGUUUUGUACCUUGGUUGUGGUGUAACACGAAGGGAUUUCUGCUCUUUGCCUGGAAAAUACUGUCUAUUCCUCAACUUUGUCAGAAGCAUAAUAUUUUCUCAAGUGAAAAAAAAAAUAAAAAUCUGAUUCUGCAAGACUCAUGUGGGUGUUAAGGGCAGCUGGGACCUUCUGCGAUGAGGCCACAUUAUUCUGAAAGCUUAUCCCUCGAUGACAAAUAAAAUAUGAUGCGGCUUUGCUGUUUGCAAGUAGGUUACAGAGACUGGAAAUUCAUCACCCCAAGCCCUAGCCUUGUGACUGUUUUGUGAUGCUCCACUGUUAACCAAUGAACUAUGUUGAAUCAGAUUAUAAAGUCAGAGUAUUUUAUUGCAUGUGGGUUUUUUUUGUAAUGAAAAUAUAGUUGUAUUUGAUGUUGCAGUUAUAAUGCAGUAAAUAAAUACAUAUGUAUUUCUUUUUAA
Columba livia (rock pigeon) is the source of this 21678-nucleotide messenger RNA. It is a transcript of the gene SYNE3, whose product is annotated as spectrin repeat containing nuclear envelope family member 3. Lineage: Eukaryota; Metazoa; Chordata; Aves; Columbiformes; Columbidae. Gene Ontology annotation, cellular component: nuclear outer membrane; meiotic nuclear membrane microtubule tethering complex; cytoplasm. Gene Ontology annotation, molecular function: actin filament binding. The coding region runs from base 8252 to 11134 and encodes 960 amino acids. The record is from RefSeq and is a predicted model, not a curated record. The transcript has 18 exons. Gene Ontology annotation, biological process: nuclear migration.